Colossoma macropomum (tambaqui) is the source of this 2728-nucleotide messenger RNA. RefSeq lists its product as uncharacterized. Bases 1 to 2421 code for a protein of 806 amino acids. The transcript has 10 exons. Gene Ontology annotation, biological process: protein linear deubiquitination. Gene Ontology annotation, molecular function: cysteine-type deubiquitinase activity. Gene Ontology annotation, cellular component: cytoplasm. Lineage: Eukaryota; Metazoa; Chordata; Actinopteri; Characiformes; Serrasalmidae. The record is from RefSeq and is a predicted model, not a curated record.
AUGAAGACAAAGCACCCAGGACUGGACAAAGAGGUGGUCACCAGUCAGCCGAAUGCAAUUAACAGACCUGUAGAGGUACAAAGUUCGUAUAACGCUGUUAUAAACACACUGCACACUGAUAUCUCUCGUGCCGCACAAGCGAGCCAAAGUUCCUCACCCGAAGUGUCAACAGAACCAGUGGUGACAGCCAUAGAAGUAGCUGAAACAAAGAACAGCGCUGAGACAGAAGAGAUCCAGACUGCUGCUGAAGACACGGUCAAAGCACCUAUAGAGAUAGUAAAGGUGGAUGAAGCAGCAGGGGCUGCGCUGGAAGUCCAGGAACGCCCUGCAGAGGCUGAGGAGGCACCUCUGCAGGCUUCUGAGGUGGGCACAAAGCAGGAGGCAGCUGAAGUGGACAUAAGGAAGGACGAUGCUGAAGUGGACAUAGAAAAUGAGGCAGCUAAAGUAGAUGCAGAGAACAAAGCAGCUGAAGUGGAUGUAGAGGAGGAGGCCGCUGUGGUGGACGCAAAGGAGGCGGCUACUGAGGUGGACAUAAAGAAAGAGGCAGCUGAGGUGGACGCAAAGGAGGCCGUGGCUGACGUGGAGAAGGCUGGUGAAAUGGACAUAGAGGAGAAACCAGAAACCUCUGUAGAUGUUUUAGCCGAGAAGGACGAUACUCGAACCAAGCAGGACUCCACAGCUGACACACAGGAAGUAGAACAGCUGACUACUACUGACGUAACGGCAGAUACCUCAGUGAUGGAAGAGAGCAGAGAAGAACCUCAGACUUGUCCACCAGAGCCCUCAGGAAGUGAACUGCCCUCUGAAACUCAGGAACCUUCUGAGAUAGCGGCCUCUCCAGCUGUGGAAAUUACUGAUGAACUCACUCCUCACAGCUUGGAAAACGGGCAGGUGGAAGAUCUGAAAGAUGAAAACUCUGUUAUUGUGGAUGCUGCAUCAGAGACGCCCCAACAGACAGAGCUCCUCCAGAAAACAAGUGAGGAAUCUUCACACGUUGAGGAUGAAGCACAGCUGCCUGAGACCUCCGCCAGCACUGCAGAGGAGGUGGUUCAGGCCAGAGAUGCUGCAGCAGACCAGGAGAACAUUGCCGAGUCUACUGAACAGGAAGAAGAGUCUCUUCUGAACGGUCUAGACUCCGCCACUCCUCUCGAGAAGUCUGACUCCACAGAGGCUCAUGGUGUUGCUGCUCAGGUAGAGAACAUUGAGCCCACUGGACCAAGUGAUGCUCUCCCAUUGGAUGCCCACAUACCAGAGGAGGAAGAGCCAGAGCACCGGCCGAGCGAGAAGGAGAUUGAGAGCGAGAGGGAAGGAACAACCAACGCUGUCCAGGCAGAAAAAGAAGAUACUGAAAGCCACAAGGUCCAGAAGGGAGAGAUCAUUGUGAGCAGUAGCCAUGCUGUGGAGGUCGCGCUGAUACCUGUGAGUGAAAGCAUCGCAGAGGAGAAGCAGCAGGAGGAUGAAGACCUCUACCGGGGGGCUGAAGAGAUCGAAAAAGAGCCAGCCCAAGAAAAGCAAUCGAAGCCUCUGCUGGAGCUCACAAUUCCUGGAGUGGAGUCAUGUAGUUUAGCAGCAGCUAUUGACAUACUGGCCUACAGUGAGAGGGAGUGGAAGGGAAACACAGCCAAGAGCACACUCAUCAGAAAGGGCUAUUCAGAGAUGUCCUGCAGUUUUAGCAGCCUGCGGAGAGUAAGAGGGGACAACUACUGCGCCCUGAGGGCUACUCUGUAUCAGGUGCUGGCCACCACCACACAGACACCAGCCUGGCUUCUGGAAGAGGACUUCACAUCGUUGCCAGAGAAACUUGAAUCUCAGGAGCACCUGAUUGGUGGAUGGGCAUUCCCUUCGGAGUGUAGGGAAGUAGGAGAAAAGGAGGAUGCAGUGGAAAAACUGAAGCACUAUCUGGAGCUCCUGCAGAAAAGGUGGCAGGCAGCGGCUGAGACAGAGAGCCUAGAGGAGAAGCAGCGUUUGUGUGAGCGUGUGUUUCAGGGUAGGGAGGAAGAGUAUGGUCUUCUGGAGGUGCUGAAGUUCCUCAUGCUGGCCAGGGCAGUGGAGCUGCAUGGCAAAAUGCAGGCGGGAGAAGAAGUGCCUGUGUUCUGUUGGCUACUGUUCGCCCGGGACACAUCAGAAAAUCCCAAAACACUCCUCAGCAAUCACCUGAGCCAAGUCGGUUUCGGUGGAGGGGUAGAGCAGGUGGAGAUGUUUCUGCUGGGUUACGCCUUACAGCACACCAUUCAGACCUUCCGCCUCUACAAGAUGGACACCGAGGAGUUUGUGACGCACUACCCUGAUGACCACAAACAGGACUGGCCCUGUGUGUGCAUCGUCACAGAGGACGAUCGACAUUACAACGUCCCCAUCAGGAAACGAGCACAACACCAGCUUAACCACAACCUCUCAGCACUUUGGCCUCAUCUCAGCUGAUUGGCCUUAAAAAUGACUUCUGGAAGGUGAUCAGAGGAACAGACUCGUUUAUAAGAUCCAACUGACUCCUUGUUUUACUGGUAUAUAUUUAAUUAAUGAAGAAUAGUUUACAUGUAACAGUUUUUUAUGUGUUCAGCGCAUGCAGCAAAAAGCUAACAGUACUCAUUAGAGGUAUCACCUACAGUGCAGUGCAGUGCUUUUCAGCACAGGGGUCUCAUUUAGAGACAUUGCUUAGAUUUUGUAUUAAAUAUGAGUUUACAAUCAUUUGCCAAAGCUUAAGUUUGCACUGUUUACUCACAGCUUUUAA